Maudiozyma saulgeensis is the source of this 1368-nucleotide messenger RNA. Lineage: Eukaryota; Fungi; Ascomycota; Saccharomycetes; Saccharomycetales; Saccharomycetaceae. The record is from the annotation of a GenBank genome assembly.
AUGCCAUCUGCUAUUACACAAGUCAAUUUAAAACAACAGAAUUUUAAUAAUUCAACAUCAAAUAAUUCUAAACUACAUUUUACUCCAUUAAUUCCAAAGAGUUCAAUCUCAAAGAAAAAUAAUAAUGGUAGCUCUACUGGUUCACCUCAUUUAGUUAUUAAAACUUCAAAACGUUGGAUUUUACCUCCAAGACCAAGACCUGGUAAGAGGAAUGUUCCAAAUAAUAAUACUAGUGUUACCAGUACUACUUCUUUAAAUUCAAAUUCUCAAAAGCAUACUUCAAUCUCAAUUCCUUCUUCUUCAACAUCAUCUGCAUCUAAUAAUCAACAAAAUAAACAGAAGAUUACUUCUUCCACUACUUUGCAUACAACUUCAAAAACAGUCAAAUCAAUUAAUAUUCCAAAGAAGGAACUAAAACAGCAACAACAUCAUCAUCAUAAUGACAAGAUUUUUACAUCAAAACAACAAAGAGGUGAGUUGAAUUAUUUAGCAUUUUUGAACUUUGAAGAAAGUGACGAAACUGAUAGAUCAACAUCAAAUGGUAGUGGUCAAACAUUGAUUCAUGAUUCAAUCCCAACCACAAGGGUUACCACAAAGAAUCUACCUUUAUUAAUGGUCUCUAAUAAUAAUUCAAAAGAAAUGACUCCAACAACAUCUAAUGUGAAAAGUGCAUCUCCUUUGAAUUUAGCUAAACAUAUUAAGAUAUCAGGUAAAGAAGUUCCACGUUCUCCAUUAGAUGUAUCUCCAAGUGCAACAAUGGUUUCAACACCAAAUAAUUCAUCAGCCGCUGACCAAUUCCAAAGAAGAUUUUCUGCUCCAAUUAAACCAUCUGCUGAUAAAAUCAACAGAAUGGACGAAAAUGCAUACUUUCAAAAGAUGUACGAUGAAAUGGAUAUCAUUCAAGAUGUCGAUAUGGAUUUCGAAUUAUUUUCCCAUCCUUCUGCUACUAUGAGCCCCAGUUCUACAAACAAAGAAAUGUCAGCAACUACUGAUGACACUAAUUUAACACUUGACACUGAAGAUGAACUAUAUAAUACUAUAUGGGAAUUCCUACCACGUUAUACCAACAAUAAAACCGUUCAUAAGGAUGAACAAGUUAACAAGAAGAAAAUUAACAAUGAGUCUGAGAAGACUAAUGCUAACUAUCUUUAUGUUGCUCCAUCGUUAGAAGAACUAAUGGAUGAACAAGACAAUUUCAUGAAUUUAUUUGAAGAUACGUCUAACAACAAUAUAACAACUAACAAUAACAUUUCUUCUACAUUUAACGAUGUUAAUGAUUUUACGUCAAAUAAUAUGAAAAAUUUUAUCAACAGUAAUGAUUUCGAUGAUGACCAUGAUUUCGAUAUUUUGAAAUCUGAAACUUUUUAG